UGACAACCUUUGCCCUCGUUCCGAUUUAUCAAUUUAUUGAAUUUUCACUUCGAAAAAUUGAUUUACUUUGUUUUUGAAUUCUGAAGAUAAUCCAUCCGAAAUGAAGUGGUUGUUUCUUUGCUUUAUUGGCAUUUCUUGCCUUGCUUAUGCAUUCAGUGAAAGAUGCUAUUCAGGGGAUGACUGCCGCGAAGGUGAAUGUUGUACUGGAGGCAUCACACCCUGGAUAAAAGGCUCAUGCAGGCCAUUAGAAAAAGAAGGCGAUGUAUGUGAUCCUAAUUCACCUGUUACUGGAAAAUAUUUCAUGAGAUGUCCAUGUGAAAGUAGCCUGAAAUGCGUCACAAAAGAAAACGUGGUGGGUGGAUCUAUAUGUGUUCGAGAAUAAUAUCUUGAUGGAAAUUUUUGGAUGGUCAGGUGGAAUAUUAUAAUUCGAGGAGAAAAACGCUUUUAAUGUCUAUAUUUUGUUUCAGACAAGAAAAAUAAAUAAAACUUUGUUAAAAAAAAA
Molecule: messenger RNA, 502 nt
Organism: Parasteatoda tepidariorum (common house spider)
Lineage: Eukaryota; Metazoa; Arthropoda; Arachnida; Araneae; Theridiidae
Product: U8-theraphotoxin-Hhn1c 1
Source: RefSeq, a predicted model, not a curated record